UAACUCAAAUCGGACGUAAUUUGAACCGUACUAAUGUGACACUCGUUCACAAUAUGGUGGCCAAGAUCAGUGUAUUGUUACUGGGACUAACUGUUCUUAGAAGUAUACGUUUGGUAACAUCUUUUGAGAAUUUGACAGGAUAUGAAUUGGCAUCAAUUAGGGAGCUGAAAGACCAUGCUGGCUGCGGUCACACGUUCUACACGCAAGGCGUGAACAUAUAUCUUAUGCCGUGGAUCUGCGUACCGUCAUCCGCCUGUGAUCGCAAAUGGGACCACAUACUCAAUGGCACGCAACAGCAGACGUUAUACGCUAACGUGAAGAGCGGCCACGAGCCAGGGUUCUGCAGUCAGCGCUGGUUCAACAUCGGCGAAACUCAUUGUUGCUUCAUCGGCGACUUACACUUAUUCAAGGACUUUGAGUUGAAGGACUGGCCGAAAAUAUCCGUUCCCAUCAAUGAAUCCUACUGGAAUUCUACUAUGAAAGCAAUCAACGCUAUGUAUGAAGAAGAUGAACCCGCCAGUCACCACUGGAUGUUUAGACAAUAUGAAGUAUGUGCAAUGUAUCCUGUUGGGAAAAAACAUAACUCAACCCUUUUUACGCCACAUUUUUGUGUUGAGGAGAACGUAUGUGAUAGUAACAGUACGCACAAUAUUCCACCCCCACAAGGGAGAGCUCAAGUAAAAAUACCCUUUUGCCAAAAUAACCAAUUUGAAGUCUCCCAAGAUCGAAGGCGAAAGAAAUACGUUUGUUGUCAUCCAAGGGCUAUUUCGAACACAGCAGCUGGUAUUUCUGCCCCUUGGGCCAUGAGAGCUUUUCCAACAUACACCUUGUACGCUGCAGGGUUAAGAGCCUCUAUUCAAUGUGAGCUGUACUCCAAAUAUGUGUGUGAGAAAGGAAGCGACUACUGCCCAUUUCGCUCCCUGUACAAAGGUUGGGACCGAGCUCUACCAAUGGCAGCGUACCACCUGGCCAUGAUUGGUAUAAGAAAACCUCGGACACAAAUCUUCUUCUGCCAAGGCACAAUCGUUAGCCGCCAAUUCAUCUUGUCUGCGGAACAAUGUGCUACUUAUAAUUAUGCUAAAGCCAGUCUCGCAUUGAUGGGAGAUUUUGAGACGUACAAGAACGGAGAGGAGUUUUCAGUCGAGAUGAUCAGCUACAUAUCUCAGCAUGUCAGACUGCCUCCCAAGGUGAGGGAAGACGCUGGUUUUGUACGGGACACUUGUCACGAAGAGAUCAUUCUCUUCAAACUGUGGAGGCCUAUGGUGUUCAAUCCAUUCAGACGGCCUGCGUGCAUAGUCGGUGAAACUUUCUACCCUGAAGUGCCAAAGUGGCUUGGGAAAGACCUCGCAUACUUUACAGGCUACGGGAGCAAAGAAGCAGAUAAGGGUUAUAGCGAAACUGCAAAGCCACUCAUUUUAGAAACAAUACCUUGGACUUCAAACAAGUGUAAAGGAUAUUAUGCAGAUGGCACGGAAACGGCAAAGGAUGAUGCUGACAACGGGGAAAUGUGUGCUACCGCACCUUCUGCAAAAAUCCAGGAUGAUUACGACUUACCGGCUCCACCAAAACGCUAUGGGGAUCCUUGGGGCCCCUGUAAAUUCGACGUGGGUGCACCUUUGACUGUGCUACAGACUGUGCCGUACUGCCAGUUAUCUGUCGUUGGCGUCUUGAGCCGAGAACCCUAUCAUUGCAACAAUUUGAGACCAAAUCUUUUCAGAAAGGUUGCUCCGAAUAUAGAGUGGAUUGAGAAGGUAAUAUAUAAAGACGACUUUGAUUUGUUUGGUUUCGAUCUAACUUGGCCCACCUGUGAUCGUUCUAACUGGCAAUUUAUUAACAUGACUUAUGUAAGUAAGGAGAAUGCGCGAUUUUAUCGCAAAUAAUUGGUUCGACCAUUUCAAAAAUCGAUUAUUUAUAUAUGAAUGUGGAUGAUUGUGGCUAUUGAAAGAAUAUAAAAUUCUGAAAAGUC
This is a messenger RNA of Homalodisca vitripennis (glassy-winged sharpshooter), 1966 nucleotides long. RefSeq lists its product as uncharacterized. NCBI's taxonomy places the organism in Eukaryota, Metazoa, Arthropoda, Insecta, Hemiptera, Cicadellidae. The record is from RefSeq and is a predicted model, not a curated record. Bases 54 to 1880 code for a protein of 608 amino acids. The transcript is spliced from 10 exons. Gene Ontology annotation, biological process: proteolysis. Gene Ontology annotation, molecular function: serine-type endopeptidase activity.